This is a messenger RNA of Salvia splendens (bonfire salvia), 408 nucleotides long. RefSeq names its product protein MAIN-LIKE 1-like. The transcript has a single exon. The record is from RefSeq and is a predicted model, not a curated record. The coding region runs from base 1 to 408 and encodes 135 amino acids. NCBI's taxonomy places the organism in Eukaryota, Viridiplantae, Streptophyta, Magnoliopsida, Lamiales, Lamiaceae. Gene Ontology annotation, biological process: meristem development; meristem maintenance.
AUGGAGACUUCAAGUUCAAGUGGACAAUUGUUAUAUGGACCCGAAGACCCGUCCGUGCUAUAUCUGCAGAAAAAGCUAUCAAGUAAACUAUUGAAAGAUGGCACCACACAAGUUUUCAAAGUUCGCCGGACGGAAAGUAAGACUUGGGAUGUCGACAUUCAUGAGAAUGUGAGGGAUUGGCUUGACGCCUUUGGUUUUAAAGGUGUGAUGGAUUGUGGGAAGUCGAUGAAGGUUGACAAUGAGCUGAUCAUGGCUUUGAUUGAGCGUUGGAGGCCGGAGACGCACACUUUCCAUCUACCGAUCGGAGAGGCGACGGUGACCUUGGAAGAUGUGCAAGCCAUUUGGGGCUUGAGAGCGGACAUUCGCGUUUUCACAGGGCGUGACCAUCAUGUUGGAUAUCCAGAUUAG